UUGCUUCCUGCUCCAGUUAUAAGACGACGCGGAAACCUCUCGUCUUCGUCGUCGAUCGCUCCCGAGUCUCCCACAGAUCGGGCGCUCGAUUACGAUCUCCGAGGCUUGCCGAUCGAGUUGGCCGCCACCGGUGGCCACGUCGCUCCGAUUCGAUCUCUCGGGAUUUAUGUUCAGAGAAUAUGCAGAAUGGCAGAGGCGGUAUGGGUGACUUCUUUGGUUUUGGGGAUCCAUUUGCUGGAUCUGGUGGCCUCAGCAGACCAGGGAGUCUGAUUUCUGGCUUUUUUGGUGGGAGAGAUCCCUUCGAUGACCCUUUCUUCACGCAGCCUUUUGGAAGCUUGAUGGGCCUUAGCAUGUUCCGACCAAGCAUGUUUGGUCCCAGCAUGUUUGCUGAUCGAGGGAGCGUUUUUGGAGAGACCAGUAGAGUUGGGUUCUUGGAGCAGGCUCCUUAUGUCAAUAAGUCAAAGGGUCCGAUCAUUCAAGAACUGUCUGAUGAUGAUAAUGGAGGAGAAGAGACUGACAAGGAGCAGAAAGAGAACCCAAGAAAACAUUCUAGAACAAGCAAAGAGCCGUAUGUUCAGGAUCCUGAUGAAGUAGUUGAAGCAAAUAAGAGAAGGCGUAUGCAAUAUGUGAACAACUUCAACCAGUCUGAUAGGAUGCAAUCACAUAGUCACUCUAUUACUUUCCAGAGCUCAACAGUGACUUAUGGUGGUCCAAAUGGAGCAUAUUACACUUCAUCUACUACAAGGAGAAUGGGUGGUGAUGGAUUUGUUAUGGAGGAGAACAAGGAGGCCGAUACUACUACCGGUAGAGCUACACACAGGAUUUCUCGAGGGAUCCGUGACAAAGGUCACUCACUAACAAGAAAACUAAAUUCAGAUGGGAGGGUAGACACACUACAGACAUUACAUAAUUUGAAUGAAGAUGAGCUGCCUGUUUUCGAGGAAGACUGGAAGGGGAAUGCUAAACAACACUUGCCUGGAUGGAAGCCAGGACUUGAUUUGCUUGAUGAUCGGAACUUAAGGAGUGGUAACAACAGCAGUCAAAAGCACACAAGAGGAUGGGUGCUUCCAUCAACUGAGCGACCACAUGACUCAGGAAGGAUGAGGUCUCAGCCACGCUCGGACUCUUCCAAAACCAGAGGUUCCAUUAAACGAAACCUGAAGGGGCAUUGAGUACAUAACUGGUAUGGUAAUAUGCUAUCCUAGCAUCAGUGAUCUUCUGUAGUUGACAUACAACUAGUAUUCGCCACUCUGCACUACACUGCUAUUUCAAGCCACAAAUACUUUUGUUGUUGUGGGACAAAUGUUAUAGACAUUAAUGAGUUCUUCCUGACUGGUAAAACUUUGUUGGAAUUUGAUUCAUGAAGAACAUUGGCCUUACUUUUUACUUGUA
Musa acuminata subsp. malaccensis (wild Malaysian banana) is the source of this 1392-nucleotide messenger RNA. RefSeq lists its product as uncharacterized. The record is from RefSeq and is a predicted model, not a curated record. NCBI's taxonomy places the organism in Eukaryota, Viridiplantae, Streptophyta, Magnoliopsida, Zingiberales, Musaceae.